GCACACGAUGCUCUGCAAAAUUUCGCUCUUUCGUCGUAUGAAUAAUUUUCGAGAAUCAGAUGUUUUCAGAAUCUAGAAGCUAGAGUUGGAACCCUAUUCUAGAUUUUUCUAUUGUCCCCAUCAAUCGUAGUGUUUGGUAUUUUUGUAUUGCAUUUGAUUCACUGUCGAUUUUGAGCAAUCAUGACUUGGGUCAAUAGUAAUCAUCAAAUACGUAACACGUUUGCCUCUUUACUUAGACGGAAUGGAGAUGCAAUAACAGUAAACUCAGAUUGUUUGGAAUCCCUAGAAGAAAUCCUCAAGAAACUGAGCACCGAAGAUUCCAACCUUAGGACCUUUAGAAGAGCGAUCGGAUUCAGCAAGCACAUCCAGAGUGACCUUAUACCGUUGCUGGUUCACCUCAAAGAGAACAAGAAUGUAACCAACUCCCAAAAGAUAGUCAACUGUACCAUCAAACUUCUGGUUAACCUUACCAUCCCCACUGAGUACCUAUUACCACUGGAGGCCAUGGAAAGCAGCGACGUGGGUAAGCACAGCAUCUUCGAGCUCAACAGCCUCCUCAAGGAAAGUAAGGAAUCCUUUUCGGACAGUCGUAAUACAAAGGCUGUUUUGGACCAUAUAAAGCAGAUGAUGAACUGCGAGAGUCCUCUGACUCUGGAGCAGUGUGACAGUGUCAACGAUUGCUUGUUGCUGCUAAGGAAUAUUCUGCACGUCCCCGAAACUAGUGUUCAGGGCAACCAUUCGACCUUGCAAAAUCAGAUUGUGUGGAAUCUGUUCACGCAGAGCAUCGAUAAGAUCAUCAUCUUCUUAAUAACUUGCCCGGAAAAGAUCUGCUGGAGUGUCACGAUGGUUCAGUUGAUAGCUCUUCUAUACAAAGAUCAACACGUCGGUACCCUGCAGAAGUUAUUGAACCUAUGGUUGGAGGCUUCGCUCAGCGAGAGCUCUGAAGACAACGAGAGUAACACCUCUGCACCAUUUCAAGAUGACGGCGGUUCUUCGCAGUUCAUAACUUCUGAUCCUAAUUCAGACAGCAGUGAUACCAACGGAGGAAACGAGCUUGCCAAAACCACAGAUAACGGCUUGAAGGAGCCCAGGACUCUACACAGCAGGAAUAAAUCGAUCGCCGAGAUAAAGAGGGUUCAGUCCACGGAGACUGAGGCCAGUUCUAGCAGUGGCAUCUCUUCUAUGGUCAGUCAGUCGACCAGUAAUAAGUCCCAAACUUCCCUAUGGACUGACCAAAGCGUCAACUCGAAGAAGAGACCAUGUCCUUCUUCCAACAGCGAAAUAUCAGAUUGUGGUUACGGAACACAGGUCGAGAAUCAAGAAUUUGUAUCGACCUCCAGCAAUGAUGACGAUCAGCCAAGUCAGAAACCGGUUCAUCAAAAACCACACACUUUUCAGAAAACUAGAUACAUAUCCGGAAAAAAGGCAAUUACUGCCCUGGAAAAGAAGGAGCUUCGACGAAAGAAAUUGGUGAAACGCAGCCGUACCAACAUAAUCAACGUGAAAGGCCUGAUGCACCAUCUUCCUACUGACGAUGAUAUCUCCAACGUUCUGAAAGAAUUCACGGUGGACUUUCUUCUGAAAGGCUACGGAACCCUGGUCAAAGACCUUCAUACCCAGCUGGUGACCAAUAUUCACAUCCAGAUCGACACCUCCCAUUUCUUCUGGCUGGUAACAUAUUUCCUUAAAUUCGCAACUCAGCUCGAACUGGACCUGGAACAUCUGGUUCCGGUGUUAUCUUACGAAUUAUUGUCCUAUCUGGUAUUCCAAGGCGUUUGGAAUCUGGAGGAAUUCGAACUUAGGAGAAGAAUGGUCUACGUGGAUCUGAAACCAUCCCUGAGGAGGCUGCAUUUGGUUGUAACAGCCAUAAGGGAGUUCUUGCAAGCAGUCGACACUUAUCAAAAGAACCUUCAUCUGAAUGAGGAAGAUAAAGGCGUGUUACUUGGUUUGCAAUCAAAAAUAGUGGGAACUCAAGAGCUUGGAUCUUUCUUCCUUCUGUUACUGAGACACUACAACAACAAAUUACAAAGCAGACAAUAUUUGCAAGACUUAAUACUGACCAAUCAUAUUUAUCUCUUGUUUCUGGAUAGAGUUUCCAAGAUGAAGGACGUUAAACCCAAGUUUAGUUUGAUGGAACAUUUGAAUAAAUUUGCAGAGGUAGAAAUAAUGUGUCAGUAUGGAGUUCUCCUAGAAAACUUUAAAGAAAAUGGAGAAUACAUCAAUAACUGCAUCUUCACCAUGAUGCACCACAUAGGUGGUGACCUUGACAAUGUAUCCAUCUUGUUUCAGCCGAAUAUAUUGAAGACCUUCUCCCAAAUAUGGGAAUCGGAUUUCCACGUUUGCGACGAUUGGGCUGACCUCAUCGAAUAUGUCAUUCACAAAUUUAUCAACUCGCCAAGAAAGAACCAUUACCUUUCCGACAAAAAUCUAGAAAGUACUUCAGAUUCAGAGCAAUUGGAGUGUAAGGAAAAGGAGAAAAUUAAUCAAGGGUCCCAUGAAAGCGAGAAAAAUGUAGAGGUGGGCGACGAAAGUAAUAAGAAAUACAGCGAUAAUAACCUCAUGAGAUACAAAACGCAGAUUUCCAUAAUCAAAGAUCUGCUAUUGCAGAAUGUCAUCAGUGAAAAGCAAUAUAAGGAAUUCACCAAGAACGAAAAACCGGAAACGAAUAGAUCUCAGGCUGGAAGGAAAGAUGUGAAAAACGACGAAGAUAUAUCUGUGGACAAGGAAGUGGAGGCCUUGAGAAGUUACCUGAUCAAAGAGGGUAGGGAAAAGUAUAUCUUCUGGUUGCAGGACGUUCUCUUGGAAUUAUGCUACGCCAAACUAUUACUAGAAGAUCCUCAGAGAUUUGGAGAUGCCAGUACUACGGUAGAACCAACUGUCUACUAUAACUCUAUGUUGGAUCUACCAUUGCCUUUCAUUCACUGGACAACUGAACAGAGUAAUGCUUUAAAAUUUACACCUUUCGUUCUGUUAUUGCAUAAAUUGGGACUUCACCUGCCGGCUCACACAGGAAGACUAUUCGUCAGAAUACCUAACUAUUGGACAGUUGGAGUGAUUUAUGGAAAAGCCCAACAAUUGGGUCCUGUAAACAGAGAAAAAAUCAAGUUUGAUGUCAGUGUAUUCGAAGGUCCCAAUAAAAAAGAACCAGUUUAUUCCUUGAAGUUGGAAGAGAAUGGCACUGAGGACCAUAGCAAAUUUCUUUAUGAUUCGUCUAAACAAACACCCUACUUAUUUCGUUACACACCUUUGCCUAAUUCAAUGGAUUGGUCACCCAGGUUAUCUUCUGUUUCUACCGAAACAGAUACCAACUUAAAAAGACUUGACGAAUUAAAUAUCAUUACCGAAGAAGAGCCAAUGUACAUCAAUUCCUUUCCACAAAUGGAGAUAGCACCAUGUUUCAAGAACUCUACACUUCUUUCAAUAAUACCUUGUUCUACAGCUAACCAAGAGGUUGAUGGCAGUAGUAUAUGUGAUACAGCUUACUCAGGUCUUACUGGUAUGUGCGUCAGCGACGAAGAAAAUGUUGACCAUCUAUAAUACGAUUAAGUUGGUUACACUAGAAACUAUUUAGUCGAGAUCCAACUGAUUAUGUCCGUUUACACUGAAAGAAGUAAAACUAACAACUGCCUACAUAGAGAUACAGAUGCUUACAAACCCUGGUGUAGAAAUUCAUAUCUGAAAAUGUUUGGAACAAAAUACUGUUAUGGUACUCUAAAUUCAGUGAGUGCUUCAAUAAACUACAGUUAACCAUGGCCGAGGUGCCAAUAAAAAUUAUUGGUAAAUAAAGUUACGUACAUAAUGAGAAACAGUUUUCAAAAUUUAUACUUCUUUCUAAUAGUGAUAAUUGAAGUGUGUAGCACUAAUAAUCAAUAAGAUUUCUAAUCCAAUAGAAGACCUAGUUGACAGGAAAGUUGUUCCAUCUCAAAAGAUAUAAAAUGUAAAUAGAGAAAAAGAAAAGUAAAAUAUGAUUGUGCCAACUUCAGGGUUUAUAUAAAUCUCUGUAGAAAUGGGCCUAAACAAUUAUGUUUAGAUUCUUUAAGUUAAUGUACAGGUGUAUCAAUAGUGGAUGCUGAAUUAUCAUCAGUUCCAUAUAAUCUUAAGAUAAAGGCUGUUCUUUACACAUAAAGUGUUUGCAGUUUCUAUGAAAGUACAGAGAAAAUAAGUUUACUGAGUGCCAUUGAAAAAUCUGUACAUUUUUAUGUUUAUUUGUUAUAUGUAUUUUUUCAAUGAAUGUCAGUUCCUAUUUUUGGAAGAAUUCAAAAAAAACUUCAGAUAUUGUUAAAUUUCUUAUUUUGUUGUAUAGUUUUCUAAAAAAUAAAAAACUUAGUUGUUUGACUUUAGUUUA
This is a messenger RNA of Harmonia axyridis, 4345 nucleotides long. RefSeq names its product protein timeless (gene tim). Gene Ontology annotation, biological process: replication fork arrest; DNA repair; DNA replication checkpoint signaling. The record is from RefSeq and is a predicted model, not a curated record. Gene Ontology annotation, cellular component: replication fork protection complex. The transcript has 14 exons. Lineage: Eukaryota; Metazoa; Arthropoda; Insecta; Coleoptera; Coccinellidae. Gene Ontology annotation, molecular function: DNA binding. The coding region runs from base 181 to 3537 and encodes 1118 amino acids.